UUUAUCGAGCUGUGCAAACAAAAAUCUCUACGAAAAUUAAAAGACGUCAGAUUUAAACUAAUUUUUCGAAAUGUUAGACAGAGCUGAACAACUAGAGGAAGUUAGUACACAAUCACUUGCAACGAGAUGACUAAAAACUAGAUUUGUUGAGCAGUAAUGAAAUAUUGCUCUGAUCGUGGACACGCACAGUCAGAAGAUAUCGAUGAAUGCACUUUUUUCUUGUUUUAUCGCUCCAGUUAAAGUGGAUCAGACCAGCUGCGCCACACAAUACUAGUCUCGCUAGCUUAGCUUCAAAAAAACACUUGCGACUAGGCACGAUCUUAGAAUUGCAAAAUCACAGGUGGAAGCAACACGACAUCUGGCCGAAUCAGCAAUUGAAACACUCAAUACAGUGGACUUUUUCUAAGACUAUCUAGAAUAUCUAGUAACUGGCACCUCCCUGAGCUAGCACACGAGCACGAACUGCUCGUCGAGUUACAGAAGGAGAGAGAAAAGAAGUCAGUAAGGUAAUCUACACAAGGCUCAACAAGGCUCAAAGUGCGCGGCCUAAAAAGUAUUUGUUCUAUUAUCUCUUGGUUAAGAAAAGAUCAGUGACUGCUUCGCAAUAAUAAAAACACUCUCGAACAAGAUCGUCAGUCAGCAGUCUGCAAUAGCAUGUAUAUUGUAUUCUAUUGACAUAGAUCGUAAACAUUCCAUUGUGAUUUAUAAAAUCUCAAAAUGUUCCUGGAUAUACCUCCACACAGCACGGCUAUCCUGAUAUUCGAGGCUUCGGUUCUCUUCAUCAUCAACUUUGUAGCAUUCGUAGGCAACUUCCUCGUUUGCCUGGCUUCGUUUCGUAACCCUCAGCUCCGUACCACCACCAACUUGUACGUGAUUGCUUUGGCUAUAUCAGAUAUGCUUGCAGCCUCCAUCACCAUGCCUUUGACGUUUGGCGCCCUUCUCAAGGGUCGAUGGAUAUUCGGUACAGURGCUUGUAACAUCCAAGGGUUCUUCGUCCAUUUUCUCAUUUAUGCUUCCAUGCAUACCAUGGCCCUGACAGCAGUCAACAGAUACUUUCGUAUCGUUAAAUCUCAUCAGUACAAGAAGAUCUUCGGAGGAAAUCGAGCGGCCGUGUUUCUGGUUCUUGUGUGGAUGUUGGUGGCCAUCAUCGUCAUUUCUCCUCCACUAUUCGGCUGGGCAAGGUUUGAAUUCCAUCCAGGUCUAUCUUUGUACAUGUGUAUUCUGUACUUCCAGACCAAAACAGGUGAAUUGUCAUUCCUUCUGACCAUCCUUGUGCUGUACGUAACAUUGUCUCUUAUAAUCAUGGCGAUAUCAUACGUCAAAGUGUCCAGAACCAUCCGCAACCAUAACCUACAACUGGCUGGUACUCUUCGCCUGAACCGAAGACUCUCUGGAGUCAGUGUUGAAGAGAUACAUAUCACAAAAUCCUUAUACACCAUAGUCUCUACUUUCGCCAUUGGCUGGAUUCCCGUUUAUGCAUUCAUUUCUAUCAUAAGAACUGGUUUAAGAAAACUCUCUGGUGAAGGUUCUGUCAUCGCCUCGUUCAUGAUAUUCUUAUCUAGCGCCGUUAAUCCAUUCAUUUACGCAUUCAGAAACAAAGCUUUUCGCAAAGAAUUCAAGAACAUCUUAUUGUUUUGGAAGACUUCCCGCGCUCGUGUUGCGCCUUGUAAUCGCUUAGCUCGUUGCCAUACCAACAGCCGUGCGGCAACGGGUAAUAAAGGAUUUCACGAACUGUCCUUCAAACAGAACAUCCGUGACAGAGCGUUUGACAAGAUUGCUAGCUGAAGAGAAAAUAUGGUUUUGUUUCAAUAACUUGAAUCCUGGUUUUAAACCUACGCAAAUUAAUUACUGAAUGUCAGGCCGAUGGGCGUCACUUAUGUAGUUUAACUGUCGUAUAUAUAGCCAGAUGGCACGCAUAUUUUAAGUUAUUUUAUACACUUAUAUCUCACUGAAAAUCCAAUUUUAUCGAACCCUCAAUGAACAACUACUGAACUGAUCUAAUUCAGGGAAUGCCUAACGGGUGGAGGAAGGUAGUUCUACAAAAAAAAUUAGUAAUGAUAAAAAGGGAAAUUUUACACCGUGAAAGAUGAAAAAACUUACUGAA
Actinia tenebrosa (Australian red waratah sea anemone) is the source of this 2104-nucleotide messenger RNA. RefSeq names its product melatonin receptor type 1C-like. The record is from RefSeq and is a predicted model, not a curated record. Gene Ontology annotation, molecular function: G protein-coupled receptor activity. Gene Ontology annotation, cellular component: membrane. Gene Ontology annotation, biological process: G protein-coupled receptor signaling pathway. Lineage: Eukaryota; Metazoa; Cnidaria; Anthozoa; Actiniaria; Actiniidae.